AUGUCCACUGAAAGAAAAUACACCAAAGAACAGGAAGAAAUAACUUUAAAGGUUUUAAAGCAUCCCAAACAUGAUUUCUACAAAAUAUUGGAAGUAGAUAAAAGCGCAAAUGAAGUACAAAUAAAAAAAGCUUAUAGAAAAAUGGCAAUUAAGUUACAUCCGGAUAAAAAUUCGCAUCCAAGGGCAGCAGAGGCUUUUAAAAGAAUAAAUAGAUCUUUUGAAGUGUUGAGCGAUAGUAACAAAAAGAAAAUUUACGACCAAUUAGGUGUCGAUCCAGACGAUAGACAUGCUGCAGCAGCUAGUGGUGGUACCGGCGGUAUGAGUUCAGGAUUUUCCCCCUUCCCAAGAGCAGGAGGCCCAGGUGGUCCAGGCAUGAGAUUUGCAUCCCCGGAGGACUUCUUCACACAUUUUGCAUUUGGUGGUGAUCCGUUUGCUAAUGCAUUUGGCGCUGGUAGACCAUUUGGUGCGGGAAGCCACAGUACUUUUCAAACCUUUUCAUUUGACCCCAAUACAGGUAGUUUUAGAGCAAAUAGACCUACGGCUGGACAAGCUCAACGACAAAACCGUGAAGAACAAGAAAAUGAUUAUUCACUAUGGAGAGUUCUUCUUCCAUUCCUAGUUUUUUUGCUUUUCAAUAUUUUUGAACGAAUGAUGCGUUAA
Saccharomycodes ludwigii is the source of this 660-nucleotide messenger RNA. It is a transcript of the gene HLJ1, whose product is annotated as type I HSP40 co-chaperone HLJ1. The record is from RefSeq and is a predicted model, not a curated record. The transcript has a single exon. Gene Ontology annotation, biological process: cellular response to misfolded protein. NCBI's taxonomy places the organism in Eukaryota, Fungi, Ascomycota, Saccharomycetes, Saccharomycodales, Saccharomycodaceae. Gene Ontology annotation, molecular function: Hsp70 protein binding. Gene Ontology annotation, cellular component: endoplasmic reticulum membrane. Bases 1 to 660 code for a protein of 219 amino acids.